Messenger RNA from Olea europaea var. sylvestris, 911 nucleotides. RefSeq names its product transcription factor IBH1-like 1. The transcript has 2 exons. Gene Ontology annotation, molecular function: protein dimerization activity. Gene Ontology annotation, biological process: regulation of DNA-templated transcription. Bases 156 to 737 code for a protein of 193 amino acids. Lineage: Eukaryota; Viridiplantae; Streptophyta; Magnoliopsida; Lamiales; Oleaceae. The record is from RefSeq and is a predicted model, not a curated record.
CACAUUAUUCUCCUUCUCAUUCCGCUCUGACUCUGUGUGUGUGUGUGUGUAGUUCUUGGUGGCUGUUCCACUUUGGAUCCAAGGUGAAAAUUAAAUUCUUCUGCAAUUUUCUCUCUGUACAUAAUUACACCUGGAAACUUUUCCAUUCAGUUUCGAUGAAAGCAAGAACCAGCGAUUCGACUUCCCUCAAACAAGAAUUCGUAAAGAAAUGGAUAAAGGGUCUCCAUAUAUACAGUAAUGUCAAGAAGGACAUGAGCAUUUUGGAGAGAAAAAGAGCCAUAAAGUUAUCAGCAGAUAUGGCCAUUGCUUCCACCAGAGAUGCCAGCACUCUUUGGAGUCGUACGCUAAUGGCCAACAUUUCGAAAAAUGAGACGAACAAAAUUCUUGUUGAACAAAUAUUUUCGGAUUCAGAAGUAAUUAAAAAGAAAGCUUCAAAUGGAUUGAUGGCAUGCAGCAAUAGAAUUGCAAGCAAGAAGAUUUUGAGAAGAAGCCAUAUCACUAAAAUUAGAGCUAGAAAAAUGGGUUUGGGACCCAAAGCAGUUAAAGCCAGCUCCAUAGCAAAGAAAUUGGUGAAGAACAGAACGCAAGUGCUUAAAAGUCUUGUACCAGGGGGAGAAAAUAUGGAUGAAAUUUCUUUGAUUAAGGAAACCCUAGAUUACAUUGUCUCUCUUCGAGUUCAAGUUGAUGUAAUGCGGCAUCUUGCAAGUGCUGCUGUACAUUCAACAAGGUCACUAUAAUUAAUUUACUAUUAUUAUUUUUUUUUGCUUUUAUGUUUCAAAACUGAAGAUCAAGAAGAAGCCAAAUCAUAUAUAUCUAUGUCACCAUGUGUACAAAUGAACAUUAUGCAAGUCACUUAUCUUUAAAUGUUGGAAUAUAGCAGUGUUAAUGAAAUCGGAUUAUCACAUACCGUA